Puccinia graminis f. sp. tritici CRL 75-36-700-3 is the source of this 2064-nucleotide messenger RNA. RefSeq lists its product as uncharacterized. The transcript is spliced from 6 exons. Bases 1 to 2064 code for a protein of 687 amino acids. The record is from RefSeq and is a predicted model, not a curated record. NCBI's taxonomy places the organism in Eukaryota, Fungi, Basidiomycota, Pucciniomycetes, Pucciniales, Pucciniaceae.
AUGUCUACCCUGGAACGUUUGGACCUUUACGAAAAAGUCCAGGCAUUGGCCGCCCACCCGGCUUUGAAACCAAACGAACAGGGCCACAUUCAAGCGCUCCUCAACGAUAUCAAGGCAGAUUACGAGAAUUCUGAUGACGAGGAUAACACGGGUGGUCCAGAGGUCACCUGCAACCCCUCUGCCCAAUCCCCCGCCGGCCCCACUGGUUCGGAAUCUUACCUGGCCCCAGAACCCCAGGCGGCCAAAGACAAUCAAACACCAAAUCAAUCACCCUCGCGUGCCCCAAGGAUAGGUGAAUUUUUCAUCCUCCCAAAUCCUAUUGGCGCACCUCGAACGACCUGCCCCUGCUUCAGCCAAUUCUCGUCGGGCAAUACAACCAGUCCAGUACCGGCAGACGUCAAUAUGGAUGCACACAUGCAAGAUGGGCAACAUUCGGAAAAUUCACGGAGUACUCUCAAUACGUUGGGACAGACAACUUUCCUCACGCGAGCCGGCAAUGAAUUUCUAGAGUCAAUUGAGCAAAAUCACGCGGUCCUUAAUAAGCGGGUUUUGGUGACACCAGCUUCCAACACUGCAUCUACAACUAGCCUGACAACUGCUGUUCCAUCAAACUCCUCCACCUCUGCGCCCUGGAUGGAUGAUGAUCUGGCGGCCAAAAGAGCACGCUUGGAACGCCGUGGUUCACAUGAGGAUGCCGAUGGGAGUACUGAUGAUGAGUUUGACCACACGGACAAGCAACCAUCUCAAGGACAAGUCAAAGUGGUUCUUGACAAUGGUCUGGGGCGCGCUUCUGAUUUCCGCCACGGGCCAAACGGACCCCCUCCGCAGGCCAGUCGUCCUUCGGAAUUCCUGACGGAUUCUAUGUUCAGGGACUAUGUCAUUCCGCGAAGACCUCAUGAGGGCACUGGGGCAAACUCAAAUGAUACGCGCCCUCGCGCAGACCAGAGCCAAAAUUCUUCUGGGGGGCCCACUCCUUCGCGGUCUGCAAGAUCACCCUCGGUGGAGCUGUUUGUCCCUGGCCAACACCUACCUGCACUAGAGGUAACCCGAUGGAACACCGAGUUAUCAACUGGGAUCCCGUGGUCAAUUGAAUCUGCCGAAAAGAGUAUUAGAAAUAUCAGUUUCAUACUCAACAACCUCCCCCAAUUGAUAUCGUCACACCCCACAUUACCUGAAGAGGCCACUAGAUCACUUUGGAUUGAUUUGGAUCACACCCAUCAGCUAUGUGUUUCAGAGGGCAUUUUGGAGACAGCGGGGGAUUUGUCUCUGAUCACACCUGACAUGGUCAACAUGGACCAAGUCACUCAACCGCGUUCGGCACGGGCCGGCUCACACAUACUUGCCCCCAAUCUGGCGACGUUCUUUGCGCCUCCCAAAAUUGCAUACCAGCGUCUUUGGGCAGCCUUGGGGCAAGCUUGGGGUAUACGACGGUUGGCCAAUGUCAAAAACGAGUGGGUUCAGCAAGCAAACGACGAUAAUAACGGGUUAUACACGGCUUAUUACCAUUUCUGCCAAUCGUAUGAUAACCUUGGCGCAUCACUCAACGACCCGGCAGGUGAUGGUGCAUCACGAUCGGCAAUGGAGUUGGUCCAGAACUUCUGUGGCGCUAUGGCGGGUCUGGCUUUCAUCUGCACCAAGAACAACAUGAAAGCGAAGCAGGCCAAAUUGGAUAAACUGCGAACGGUCCACCACGUACAACAUGUGCAGAUGCUUGCAAACUUGUUGAUCUUUGGCCCAACAGCCACUUUCACGUCACUCCACAAAGGCCCACACAUGACAUUAUCGAACGCGAACGCCUUGUUGGAAUUAGGCUCCAGUGUGCUCAAACAGAAGAUUGCCCUGGGAAUCACGACCCCAAUGCCUCAUUCAACAUUGGACAAUCUUCGAAUACACUUCCUGAAUUUCCUGAUUAAAAUGGGUUUCAACCAGUUGGACAACGAUGGUGUCCCUCAGGUUAAUUGGAAAGACGUACAUGCUUCUUUCUACAAUGACUUUUCUCCUUCAGUGAUUGCUGGGAUUUUUUCUCAAGAUAUUGAAAUAGCACUGGCCCACCGGUUGGUUUGA